Messenger RNA from Lepidothrix coronata (blue-crowned manakin), 1745 nucleotides. RefSeq names its product RFNG O-fucosylpeptide 3-beta-N-acetylglucosaminyltransferase (gene RFNG). NCBI's taxonomy places the organism in Eukaryota, Metazoa, Chordata, Aves, Passeriformes, Pipridae. The record is from RefSeq and is a predicted model, not a curated record. The transcript has 8 exons. Gene Ontology annotation, biological process: regulation of Notch signaling pathway. Gene Ontology annotation, molecular function: O-fucosylpeptide 3-beta-N-acetylglucosaminyltransferase activity. Gene Ontology annotation, cellular component: membrane. Bases 1 to 1092 code for a protein of 363 amino acids.
AUGAGCGGCCCCUGCCUGGGGCUGCGCAGGGCCGGGGUCCUGCUGUCCCUGGGCGCCGCCGCGCUCCUGCUGCUGCUGCUGCCGCGGGGGCAGCGCCCGCCCGCGCCCCGCGCCCCGCCCGCCGCCGGGCCCAGCGCCGCCCCGCCGCACCGGCCGGGCCCUGCGGGCUCUAGCGGGCCCGGCGCGGGCGGCCGUGGCCGAGGCCUCGUGGGCAGCCCGCAGCCUGCGCGCAGGGGCCGCCCCGGCGCUGCCGCGGGCCCUGCCAGGGAGGCGCUGGAGCUGAAGGAUAUCUUCAUCGCGGUGAAGACCACGAGGAAGUACCACAAGAGCCGGCUGGACUUGCUCCUCCAAACCUGGAUCUCCCAGGCGCGGGGACAGACAUUUAUAUUCACAGACUGGGAGGAUCAGGAGCUACGCCUGAAAGCAGGGGAUCAUAUGAUCAACACCAACUGUUCUGCUGUCCAUACUCGGCAAGCUCUCUGCUGCAAGAUGUCUGUGGAAUAUGAUAAAUUCCUGGAAUCUGGGCAAAAAUGGUUUUGCCAUGUGGACGAUGACAACUAUGUGAACCCUCGGACUCUCCUGCAUCUCCUGUCUGCCUUCUCACACAGCCAGGAUGUCUAUGUGGGGCGACCGAGUCUAGACCAUCCCAUCGAAGCAGCUGAUCAUGUCCAAAGUGAUGGAUCAAAGACAACCGUGAAAUUCUGGUUUGCCACAGGUGGAGCAGGGUUCUGUAUCAGCAGAGGUCUUGCCUUGAAGAUGAGUCCCUGGGCCAGCCUGGGCAACUUCAUCAGUACUGCGGAAAGGGUGCGUCUUCCCGACGACUGCACCAUUGGCUACAUCAUUGAAGGGCUGCUGGAGGUAAAGCUGCUGCACAGCCCGUUGUUCCAUUCCCACCUGGAAAAUCUGCAGAGACUACAAGGCGAGUCUGUGUUGCAGCAGGUAACCUUGAGUUACGGGGACCCUGAGAACAAACACAAUGUUGUGAGUGUGGGAGGAGUGUUUGGCCUUCAGCAAGAUCCAACCCGGUUUAAAUCUGUCCAUUGUCUGCUUUAUCCUGACACUGUUUGGUGCCCUGCUAAGAAGAUGUCAUAAUUCUUGACCAGCCACUGACACCUGUAUAUUACCUAGUUUGCAGGAGUUGUGGUGGACUUUUUUGGUGGUUUUAUUCUUCUUCUGGGAGACAACCAGUGUUAUCUACAAAGGAGAUAGACAGACUAUUUAGAAAAGCAAUAAGGUGUGGUUUGUUCAGCUGCAGCAUGGAACGUUCCAAGAAGAAUCUUUGUUCUUUUGUACGGUGGUUUUUCGUAAGAUGACCACAGUGCUGUGUGUACAAGUCACUUUACACUUUCUUCUGAUGUCAUGUGAACCUGUGCUUGGGUACAUCUGAGGCAAAUGCAGUACUGGGAGUGAGACCCUUCUUACUGCCCUUAGGGGCUUUUAGAAGCCAUUGUCUUGAAGCUGGAGUGCUAGAGCAGUCUGUAGUCCCCAUGGUGACAAGAGAGGGGAAGUUUUCACUCAUCUUUCUUGGGAACAGAAUUAUUUAAGAGCUUCUUUGGCCUGCUAGAUCAAAACUCCACCUGUGGGCCAGAAUAGGGUCUGUUCUUAAAUACAGAAAUCCUGGAAUCACUAAGGUAAACAAGGCUGAAAGCCCUUGUAAUGAGAAAACUCUGUGUAAGGGUAAGCUUACUCAGGACUGGAUAAGAGUUGCUUACAGUGCACAUCCUCCCCUGUUGUCCAUGUGUACC